AUGGCCGACACAGGUAUUUCAGGUGCUAUCCCAUUUGACAUGGGAAAUCUUCAAAAUGUAAUACUUCUGGAUCUUGCCAAUAACAAUCUAUCAGGGGUGAUUUCAUCCUCUUUGCAGAAGAAGAAGAAAUUGAUUUAUUUAUAUCUUGAUGGGAAUAAUUUUCUCGAGUACAUUCCUUCACAUCUAGAUAUGUGUCAAAAUCCGAUGGAUCUUGAUCUUUCUAACAACAAUCUCAGUGGUUCCAUAUUCCCAUCAGUUAAAACUCUAAUCAAUUUGAACUUGUCUCACAACCAUUUGAAUGGGGCUCUUCCAGUGGAAAUAGGAAAAAUGGACCAUUUGGUUAUUUUGGACAUUUCAGGCAACAUGUUCGGUGGUCAAAUUCCAAGCACUCUAGGCGAUUGUGAUGGACUGUUCAUAUUAAGAAUGAGGGAUAACCACUUCCAAGGAUCCAUUCCUCAAUCAUUUAGAUCAUUAAGAAGUAUUGAGGAAUUGGAUCUUUCCAAUAACAAUUUGUCAAGUGAGAUUCCAAAAUUCUUAGGGGCAUUUCACUUCUUGGAAAUUUUGAAUUUAUCCUAUAACAAUUUGAAGGCAUAUUACCAAUUGAAGGAGUCUUCAAGAAUGCGAGUGCUACUUUUAUUGCUGGAAACAACAAGAUAUGUGGAGGAAUCCCGGGUGGUUCUUGUUUUGGUUUAUGUGUAUGUAUGUUGGUUGAAGAAAAAGAAACCACAAGAACCAACUUCAAGUUCCAUAGUUGAUAGAUGGUUAAACUUAUCUUAUGGAACUCUCCUUAGAGCAACCGAUGGGUUCUCUUCCACUAAUUUGAUUGGUGUUGGGAGUUUUGGAUCUGUUUAUAGGGGAAUACUCCAAGAGAAUGGGACUCAUGUUGCUGUAAAGGUGCUUAAUUUAACGCAUCAUGGUGCUUUGAAGAGCUUCAAAGCUGAGUGCGAGGCUCUAAAGCGUAUCAAGCACCGGAAUCUUUUGAAAGUAUUAACAGUAUGCUCAGGUACUGAUUAUGAUGGAAAUGACUUUAAGGCUUUGGUUUAUGAGUUCAUGGUCAAUGGUAGCCUUGAAGAGUGGCUGCACCCAUCUCCAAUACCAGCUGAUGUAGAUGGGCCUUCAACAAAUUUGAGUAUCAUCCAAAGGAUAAAGAUUUCCAUUGACAUUGCUUUCGCAUUGGAUUAUCUUCAUAACCAAUGCCAUAGUGUCAUAGUUCAUUGUGAUCUAAAACCAAGCAAUGUCCUUUUGGACGCUGAGAUGGUUGGACACGUCGGUGACUUUGGAUUAGCCAAGAUUGUCCUUGAAUCCACAUCUCACACGAACACAAAUAUGAGCUCCGCUGAUCUGAGAGGAACAAUUGGUUAUGCUGCUCCAGAAUAUGGAAUGGGAAGUGGGGUUUCUAUUGAAGGGGAUGUCUAUAGUUAUGGCAUCCUCUUGCUAGAGAUGUUCACAGGAAUCAGUCCCACGGCUGAGAUAUUCAAAGAAAAUUUGAACCUUCAUAAUUUUGUUGAGGAAGCUUUACCUGAACGAGUUCUAGAGAUUACCGAUCCCAUUCUAGUUCAAGAAGUAGAAAGGGAUGCAGGCCAAAGGAGAAAGAGCACAGUCCAAGAUUGUCUGCUAAUGGUAUACAGAAUUGGGAUCGCCUGCUCAGUUGGAGUCCCAAGAGAGAGAAUGAGCAUCGCAGAUGUAGCAGCUCAACUACGUUCGAAUAGAGACAAAUUGUACGCAGCUGGUUUAUGA
Eucalyptus grandis is the source of this 1737-nucleotide messenger RNA. Its product is annotated as probable LRR receptor-like serine/threonine-protein kinase At3g47570. Gene Ontology annotation, molecular function: protein binding; ATP binding; protein kinase activity. Gene Ontology annotation, biological process: protein phosphorylation. Lineage: Eukaryota; Viridiplantae; Streptophyta; Magnoliopsida; Myrtales; Myrtaceae. Bases 1 to 1737 code for a protein of 578 amino acids. The record is from RefSeq and is a predicted model, not a curated record. The transcript has 3 exons.